Molecule: messenger RNA, 2076 nt
Organism: Toxorhynchites rutilus septentrionalis
Lineage: Eukaryota; Metazoa; Arthropoda; Insecta; Diptera; Culicidae
Gene: Adck1
Product: aarF domain-containing kinase 1
Exons: 3
Coding region: 290-1846 (518 amino acids)
Biological process (GO): lipid homeostasis; mitochondrion organization
Cellular component (GO): mitochondrial inner membrane
Source: RefSeq, a predicted model, not a curated record
ACGCAACCAGUGAUAGCAUAGCAGUAUUACCUGCGUACGUUAUGUUCAUUCUCAUAUAGUUAACCCGAUGGUGUGUGGUGAAAUUUCUCCUUUCCAUGAGCGCGAUAUGACGUAGGUAAAGGAUAGUGUCAUCGGAAGAAGAAAGUGCCCAACAGUUGAAGGUUUUGUUGAAAUAAGACAUACCAUUCGGCAAUUCGUGGCUACUUUACCACGUAUUUCCAAUGUUAGUCUCAUCAACAAGCUUAACGAACAUUGUACAGACCUGCUAACAGUUAUCGCAUUCACGAAAAUGUGGCCAUUGAAACGGGUGCUAAAAUACGGAUUUGUGGGAGGUUCGCUAUUAGGGACAGCUGUUAGUUUGCACGCGAACGACUAUGACCUCAACUCGAUCGGUAUCGUUCGAUUGGGUCGGGCAGGCGUGACCGUAUUCAACAUAGCCACCGUGUAUAGGAACAAUUUGUACAAACGUGAAUGGCCCGAUAAAAAUGAUCCCGAAUAUCGCAAAUUGAAGAGCGCAACGCAUUUGCAGGCCGCGGAGAAACUGUUGGAACUGUGCCGGACGAAUAGGGGUGUAUAUAUAAAGGUGGGGCAGCACAUCGGAGCGCUGGAAUAUUUGCUCCCACACGAGUAUGUCAGCACGAUGAAGAUUUUGCACAGUAAUGCACCCCAGAACCCGAUCGAAGACCUCUACAAGGUGAUACGCCAGGAUUUGAAGGUGAACCCAGAUGAUAUCUUCUCAUCGUUCGACCCCGAACCGUUGGGAACGGCAUCACUGGCCCAGGUGCAUAGGGCAACACUGAAGGAUGGCACUGAGGUCGCCGUCAAGGUGCAGCAUCCUUACGUGCGAGGAAACUCUAGGGUGGAUACUAAAACCAUGGAAGUCAUGGUGAAGCUUGUUUCGUGGGCCUUCCCGGAUUUCAAGUUUCAGUGGCUGGUGAACGAAACGAAGCGCAACUUGCCAAUUGAGAUGGAUUUUGAACAUGAGGGUCACAAUGCGGAAAAAGUAGCCGCGAUGUUCAAGGAGUAUCGAUGGUUGAAGAUUCCCAAGAUAUACUGGGAAUAUAGCACCUCUCGGGUGCUGACGAUGGAAUUCGUGAAAGGUGGCCAAGUCAACGAUUUGGAGUAUAUCCAGAAAGAGAAGCUGGAUCCGUACGAUAUAGCCAACAAGAUAGGGCAGCUGUAUGCGAACAUGAUUUUUCUGAAAGGUUUUGUCCACAGUGAUCCACAUCCGGGCAAUAUUCUCGUUAGGAAAAGCGAUAAAGGUGACACGGAAGUGAUACUGCUCGAUCACGGAUUGUACGCCGAUUUGACGGAGAAGUUUCGAUACGAGUAUUCCAAACUAUGGCUCAGCAUUCUAAAGGUAGAUCAGCACGGUAUGAGGAAGCAUGCGCACGCCCUUGGUGUCGAGGGUCGCAUGUGGGGAUUGUUUGCAUGCAUGGUUACCGGAAGACCGUGGAAUUCGGUUGUAAGUGGGAUUGACAGGGUCAAACAGGACGACACCGAGAAAGAGUUGAUGCAGAAGGAAGGAAAAAUGGUCAUACCGCACAUCUCGGAAGUUUUGGAGAAAGUUGACCGACAGAUGUUGCUGGUGCUGAAGACGAACGAUCUCAUUCGAGGCAUCGAGACUACCCUGAAAACCCAAAAUCGUAUGACAGCCUUCUGGGUGAUGAGCAAGUGCUGCAUCAAAAGUGUUGGCAAUCAGGAAUAUCUGGAAGCAACCGACCCCUGGCGCAAACUCUCGACCUGUUUGCGAGAGAAUUGGGCGAUUUUGAAAUUGAACUUAUACUACCUUUACCGAGGGCUGGUGAGUUUGUAUUUCUUGUCCGCAUUGAAGAUGAUUUUCUAGCCAGAUGAAGUGUUAACGGAAGUAAAAAUUGCGAAUCUUCAAUGUUACGGGUGUUCGAGUGAGUAAGCGUUACGAUUAGAGCGGUCUGAUGCUUCGUACUCUAGUAGAUUUCCGACAUAAAGUUAGAGUUGAUGUGAAUAUUUUUGUUAUAAAAAAGUAUGUAUAACACACUGGGAUGAUGUUACUGUGUAUUUAUUUGUCCAAGAGAAAUUCAAAAACUUUUUAUUUCA